UUAGACUCCUCUAGUUUAGCUAAGAACUCGGUUGAGGGUUUCCACUUAGUGGUACCUGCAGAACCGGCACGUUCUUAUAUCAUGGAUCCUAUUCUAUUAAGAAGACACCUUGGAAACACAUCAUCGUUUGUCGCAUCGGUCCUGCAGAAGCUCGGUGCCAAUUCAACCUGUAAGCUUAGUAAAAAAACGGUAUUCACUGACAGCUUGGAAAAGCAACAGGCCUCAGCGACACUCUCAGAGGAAAGCGAGGGUGCCAACGGACAAGGAUCAGAACGUACAACUAAUUUCUGCGGUGGUCUUACUCCAGAAACGGUUUUAGCUGCAAUUCAUAUCUGCAAAGCCAUUGGUAGUCAGAUCAACUACCAGUUAAACCUGUUGGGCUUUGAUUAUGUCAUCAUAGGUAAUGCAUGCAACGACCGUAUAGAAUUGCAUUUCGGAGUCGCCCGACAGGCAAACGGCGGCGAACCUAACUUGGACGUGACUGAAAUGUGUGAACAUGAGCGAAAACGGACAGUCAACAAAGCGUACAUUACUUCAUCAGACGAAUCAGGAGGUGCGUGUAAUUGGAAACAGGUGCGCGAUAUUUUUGAUGUUGAGCUGGACGAUUAUGUAGACGAUACAGUUAAUAGCCUCACGCAAAAUGCUAGAGCGGUGGAUUACAACAAACGCGACACAGUGGGCAACAGACGUGAUCUGUUGUUAACGGACAUACGGCAGAACAAUGACAUACGGUACCUGGCGGCAGAAGGAGGUGCAGCAGCGCUGCAAGAAGAGUUCGACAGUAUUAAUGGAGAUAAUCGUGUAUAG
Sphaeroforma arctica JP610 is the source of this 807-nucleotide messenger RNA. RefSeq lists its product as hypothetical. NCBI's taxonomy places the organism in Eukaryota, Ichthyosporea, Ichthyophonida. The record is from RefSeq and is a predicted model, not a curated record. The coding region runs from base 82 to 807 and encodes 241 amino acids. The transcript has 4 exons.